UGUUUCGAGUUCUGGUGACACAAAAAGGAGGGAGUCUUGCGCUAUGCUUGUUUCGAGUUCUGGAGACACAAUGAGGAGAGAGUCUUGCGCUAUGCUUGUUUCGAGCUCUGGAGACACAAUAAGGAGAGAGUCCUGCGCUAUGCUUGUUUCGAGUUCUAGUUCUGGAGACACAAUGAGGAGAGAGUCUUGCACUAUGCUUGUUUCGAGUUCUGGAGACACAAUGAGGAGAGAGUCUUGCUUGUUGUUAGCUAUGCUAGCAGGAGUGCAUGCACCCCUGAUGCUAGUUUGUGAGUCUUGCUUACUGCUUGUCCCUGGUGACACAAUAAGGAGAGAGUCUUGGCUAUAACUGCCAUCAUAGAGAGGACAUGAAUCAUUCAUCAUUGCAUGCAUGCAAGCCACAAAUCAUGCGCACUGAACUAUCACACCUGCGGGUUCACGCAUGGCUACUUUAUUGCGCAUGCGCCGAUGGACUAGCACUAUUCAGCUGCAUUUAAAACUGCACUGCACUGCGCUGCACUUAGUAGUACGUGCUUAGCUACUGUAGCUCCCUAGUUUACAGCAUAGGUGAAGAAUGCCUGCAACCAAGAGGUGGCACUUUGAGUUUCUCGUGGGUGGAGUCAGUGGUAUCACUGUGUACAAGAAUGGUGCAAGGAUUAAGAGCUACAAACUCCCAAAUCGCCCAGUCUUGGAAAGUGUAUAUUCAAUAGGUACUCCUUCUACUAGAAAGACUUGUGAUAAGGUUAAAGAAUACCUAGAUCAAGCCAUUGAGGUAAGCUAUAAUGUAUAACAAUGUUGUAAUUUUAGUAAUAAGCACCACAGAUAUAAUCCUGGUUUUUAUUGGUCAUACAGGUCACAUUUAAAUGCAAGACUACUGUGCUCCUGAAUCGGAAGGAGUUUGAAUGGAAUAAAUCAGCAUUUUGUCGACUGUUGAGGCUGUCUCCUGGGGCGAGAGCAGUCGACUUCAUUCAAGUCUUCAACCAACUGACAAAGAUCAGACCCUCUCAACAAAAUCUCUGACUACAAAGCCCGAGUUUAAGCAGCAAAAUUUUAGCCCAAUCCAGUGCCUUCCUGAUGAGUUCAAGCUGGAAAUGUUAUCAAAGGUUUCAAGCAGUGAGCUAAGCCUUGCUGAAUUAAAGGAAGAAGCUACCAGCUACAGAUCAAGAAAGUCUCUGCAAAGGGCUUUUUGCAAGAUAACUACUUCCAGUACGUGGUGCGAGGCAAAACGUAGAUUUCCUGCCUUCACUACCCCAGAGCGUCUGAGGACAUUCCACCAGAUAUGUUUAACCAAAACAAUACCGGCGUCUUUUCGUUCAUAUUGUGAGGCAGCUCUAAAAGCAGAAAAAUCAGGCAGCACAGACACUGUUGUCCCCUCGGCUGAUAUAUAUAAGUUCAGGCACUGCAAGGCUUAUGUGGUCGAAGGGGAUGCAGCAAACAUGUGCUGCCAAGAUGUUAGGGAUGUCUACCCUACAUUCAUGGGCUCAAAUCUCUUCCUGGCUGACAUACCCGUGGCGUGGACAACAGAACAAAUUCAAAGCCUUGUGUACACCACAAAACAGCUGAAUACAAUACCCGAGAAAACUGUGAGCACAUUUAAUGUUGCAUUGAUUAGCACCAGUCUCUCAAAAAUUGAAGAACUGAAGAAUUGUUUGUUGAAGUGCUACGAACACGUCAGUGUGUGCUACUGGCAGACAGCGUGCACAGGUGGCUUAGAUUCCACUCAUCCACUGGGAUUUAUCCCAUCAAUUGGUUGUGUGGUAGUGGGACACUACUCACUCAGUGGAAAGCUGGAGGAGGACCACUUUAACUUCGUUGAGGAAGGGCGGUCCAAUUUCUUCCCCUGUAUUGAUCAAUCCACUGCUAAGAUUCCGAUUUGUGUGCUGACAGGCAUUAUAAAGAAGCUGUCUUUUGAAGGGAGCACUGUUAUUGAUGCCACAAGUGAAUCUGGUAACUGUGCAAUCGCCUCACUACAAGCAGGAAGAGAUGUGGUGGUACUCAAGGCAUUGGCCCAAGCAGCACUUGCAAGAAGCCAGCUUGCAGAACUGUCAACAACAUAGCUAGCUAUGGACUAGACUAUACUAUACUGUUUCAAGCGUUCCGUUAACUUCUAUGUUACUUUGUAUAUGCGGAGUAUACGACUCGAUCUUCAUCUUAUUGAAUGUUCAUCUGGUUAAGCAAGUCAAUGGGUAUCAAUAGAAAAUAAUUGGUGUUCUCUAAUCUUUGAGAAAUUAACAGGGAUAUUAAACUAAAAAAAAUGAUUAUGAACAAAAAACAUAGCAUAUUAAAAUAAAAGAGAAAAGGAAC
This is a messenger RNA of Halichondria panicea, 2301 nucleotides long. RefSeq lists its product as uncharacterized. Bases 1089 to 2054 code for a protein of 321 amino acids. The record is from RefSeq and is a predicted model, not a curated record. Lineage: Eukaryota; Metazoa; Porifera; Demospongiae; Suberitida; Halichondriidae. The transcript has 7 exons.